Magnusiomyces paraingens is the source of this 648-nucleotide messenger RNA. RefSeq lists its product as uncharacterized. The record is from RefSeq and is a predicted model, not a curated record. The coding region runs from base 1 to 648 and encodes 215 amino acids. The transcript has a single exon. Gene Ontology annotation, cellular component: mitochondrial outer membrane. NCBI's taxonomy places the organism in Eukaryota, Fungi, Ascomycota, Dipodascomycetes, Dipodascales, Dipodascaceae. Gene Ontology annotation, biological process: intracellular protein transport.
AUGGUUGAACUUACACCUAUCAACGACGAACAGGCCGAGAAGUUGUUUGAACAGGCCGAACACCAAGCUGAAGUUUCUGCUGCUGCCGCUGAACUUGUUGGAGAAGCCCUUGAAGAGGCUGUUGAAGAAGCCCUUGGUGAAGCCCUUGAGGAGGUCGUUGAGGAACUAAUUGACGAAGAAGCUGCUGCCGAAGAAAAUGACGAUGACUUUGAGGAUACUGACGGCGAAUCUGAGACCGAAAAGCCUACCGCUAGAAAGCCUACAGUUGAAGAUGUUGACGAGGAUGAAGACGAGGAUGACGAAGAAGAUGACGAAGAAGAUGACGAAUAUGAGGAGGAUGUAUUCGAUGAGACCUUGGCUGAACGCAUCAUUGCCCUGAAGGCUGUUGUCCCUCCUGCUUACCGCAAUGUUGUGGGUUCUGUCAGCAGCGUGGUUAACACACUCGUCAGCACUACCUUUUCGUUUACCGGCAAGGCUUUGUGGGUUGUUACCACAUCCGCUCUGCUGUUGGGUGUCCCACUGACGCUCUCGGUCAUUAGCGAGCAACAACUGAUUGAAAUGGAAAAGGAGAUGAGACUCACCCAAUCUACCAAUGAGAUGCUUGCUCCUGGUGCAGAAAGCGGAUUCCAGCAAGCUCCCGUGGCUUAA